AUGACUUCAUCUUACUUCGGCUUCACCGACGCAGACCUUGUUCUCCGUUCGUCAGACGCUGUCGACUUUCGCGCUCAUCGAUGCAUACUUUCCGCAGCGUCGCCUUUCUUCAGGCACAUGUUCACAUUACCCCAGGCAGCGUCUCCAGAGCCGGAGAUUCCAGUAGUUGAUGUAUCAGAAUCGCAGGCGGUACUGGAGACCCUCCUGCGGUUCGUCUAUCCCAUGCCAGACCCUCCCAUUCGUACGCUCGACAGUCUAUCUUCCGUCCUCACGGCUGCCGCCAAAUACGACAUGAUCCCAGCCAUAGACAGUCUUCGCCGGCUGCUCGUCGCGCCCGAGUUUGUAGAGGCGGCACCCACACGCGUGUACGCCAUUGCUUCAAGAUUCGAACUCGAGGAGGAGGCCAAGAUCGCGUCACGUUACACGCUCGGCAUCAAUAUCCUUGACUGUCCCCUGCAUGACGACUUUAAGUUCAUCACGGCGUAUUCUUACCAUCGUCUGCUGGUCCUGCAUCAUCAGCGCUCAAAGGCAGCUGUGGAGCUGCUCAAGAUAUCGGAUCAGGUCAAGUGCAUGCAGUGCAAUGGGUCUUCGUACAACAGUUUCAGCGCGCCGAAGUGGUGGGACGAUUUCCAGAGGCGUGCAAGGGAGGAACUUGCCGUCCGUCCGACAACGGAUGUGGUGUUUUCCAUGACCUUCCUGGCGCGGUCGGCCCAGGCAGGCUGCACGCGAUGUGCUGGGAGCAUCCUCGAUUCGUACCAUUUCCUGGAAGACUUGAAGAGGAAAAUCGAUGAGCUGCCUUCUACCAUUUGA
This is a messenger RNA of Fibroporia radiculosa, 810 nucleotides long. RefSeq lists its product as uncharacterized. Bases 1 to 810 code for a protein of 269 amino acids. The transcript has a single exon. Gene Ontology annotation, molecular function: protein binding. The record is from RefSeq and is a predicted model, not a curated record. Lineage: Eukaryota; Fungi; Basidiomycota; Agaricomycetes; Polyporales; Fibroporiaceae.